AUGUGCCUCGUCACUGGUAUCUUUGCCGCUCCCACUCAGGAAAUUAGCCGGAGGGACAUAGAGUACGACACUGGCUACCGCCACUCCGUGGAAGCGGCCCAUAGGCGCAGGCCGUCCUAUCGUAAGAAGCAGAAGAAGACCGACGACUAUGACGCUCCCGGUGGCUAUCGCCGCUCCGUGGAAGCGGCCAACGACGACUACGAUGCUCCCGGUGGCUAUCGCCGCUCCGUGGAAGCGGCCAACGACGACUACGAUGCUCCCGGUGGCUAUCGCCGCUCCGUGGAAGCGGCCAACGACGACUACGAUGCUCCCGGUGGCUAUCGCCGCUCCGUGGAAGCGGCCAACGACGACUACGAUGCUCCCGGUGGCUAUCGCCGCUCCGUGGAAGCGGCCAACGACGACUACGAUGCUCCCGGUGGCUAUCGCCGCUCCGUCCAUGCGGCCGAUUAA
This is a messenger RNA of Hirsutella rhossiliensis, 450 nucleotides long. RefSeq lists its product as uncharacterized. NCBI's taxonomy places the organism in Eukaryota, Fungi, Ascomycota, Sordariomycetes, Hypocreales, Ophiocordycipitaceae. The transcript has a single exon. Bases 1 to 450 code for a protein of 149 amino acids. The record is from RefSeq and is a predicted model, not a curated record.